Molecule: messenger RNA, 1467 nt
Organism: Gymnogyps californianus (California condor)
Lineage: Eukaryota; Metazoa; Chordata; Aves; Accipitriformes; Cathartidae
Gene: MEIOB
Product: meiosis specific with OB-fold
Exons: 13
Coding region: 1-1437 (478 amino acids)
Biological process (GO): resolution of meiotic recombination intermediates
Molecular function (GO): single-stranded DNA binding; single-stranded DNA 3'-5' DNA exonuclease activity
Source: RefSeq, a predicted model, not a curated record
AUGGCUUAUUCUAGUUCAACACGGGACUUUGUUGCACUUUCAGAUCUGCAUCCAAAUCUUGCUCGUCCUAAUGUAAUCGGUGUGGUUAUUGGGAAAACAGAUGUCAGAGGCUUUCCAGACAGAAAAAACAUUGGUUCUGAAAGAUACACCUUCAGUUUUACUAUUCGUGAUUCACCGACUUAUUUUAUAAAUGUAAAUUCUUGGGGCAGAGAAGAAUAUAUUAGAUCACUUUCAGAAAGCUUUAGAGUUGGUGACUGUGUUACAAUUGAAAAUCCUUUAGUUCAGUCAAAGGAAGCGGAAAGGGAAGAAAAAUUCAACCCUGUAACUCCUAGUUGCUACAAAUUGUUGCUCAGUGAAAAUCAUUCAGUGGUCAAAACGUCUUCAUGUUAUGAAAUGGACACCAAACUACUUUCUCUGUUGCACCUGCCUGUCAAGGACCCUCAGGAUUAUUAUUCACUGGGUGAUAUCGUUGCAAAUGGACGAAGCCUCGAUGGAAGAAUCCUUAAUGUGCUUGCAGCUGUGAUGUCAGUUGGGGAGCCAAAGUAUUUUAUGACUUCAGACAAAAGAAAAGGUCAGAGGUGUGAAGUAAAGCUGUAUGAUGAAACAGAGAUGUCUUUUCCAAUAGUAUGUUGGGAUAAUGAAUCUAUCCAGCUUGCACAGAGUUGGAUCCCACGAGAAACAGUAAUAUUUGCAUCAGAUGUGAGAAUAAAUUUUGACAAAUUUAGGAACUGUAUGACUGCAACUGUGAUAUCAAAAACCAUCAUUACAACUAAUCCAGAAACAGCAGAAGCAAAUGUUCUCUUCAGCUUCAUAAAAGAGGGUGCACAAUCACGAGCUUGGCAUGAUAAAAUGGAGGAGCAGUCAAAAGAAUCCAUUAACUUGGAGACUAUAGUUGAUGUUUAUACUGUGGAACAGCUGAAAGAAAAAGCUUUACAGAGUGAUGGGAAACUUGAACCAGUCUAUGGCAUUAUUUAUGGCUACAUUUCUACACUGGACAUUGAUGAUAAUGCAUCUAAAGUUAUUCGCAACAGAUGUUCAAUAUGCCGUUUUAUAGUGAAUGAAACGUCAAACACAUGCACUUUCUGCAGUGACGUCUCUUCAGAUUCAAAGUCAACUUUUGCAAGCUUUGACGUACUUGUUGAUCUGACAGAUCACACAGGCACUCUUUAUUCUUGUUACCUGUCUGACUGUGUAGCUGAGGAAACAUUAGGCUGCACAGUCCAUGAAUUCCUCACUCUAGCAGAAGACAAGAAGACUGCAUUGAAAUGGCAACUUCUUUUGGAACGAAGCAAGAUUUAUUUUAAAGUUACUUUGUCACCCAGUUGGAGAACCGGACUGAAAGUGAAUGUUCUUUCAUGCAAACUGGCAGACCCUACAGAGGCGAGUCAGAGCUUGUUGGGAAAAGAGACUGGAAAUAAGAGAUUACACUAUUACUAACAGCUAGGAAAAAGACUUUCUUCACUGUAU